This is a messenger RNA of Dichotomopilus funicola, 1353 nucleotides long. RefSeq lists its product as uncharacterized. NCBI's taxonomy places the organism in Eukaryota, Fungi, Ascomycota, Sordariomycetes, Sordariales, Chaetomiaceae. The transcript has 2 exons. The coding region runs from base 1 to 1353 and encodes 450 amino acids. The record is from RefSeq and is a predicted model, not a curated record.
AUGGCCCAAGUACACACUCAACUGGCGGCCCUGACGAUAGGUGCCGAUCCACACGCCGACGAGCCAGCCUCCUCGCAAGCAAUUCCAGUCCCGCAGCGGGCCACAGCGCCCGAAUCAAAGAGUCGAACCCGCCUCGCUCUCGACGCGUACUCGCCUGUCAACCAAAACGGUAGCUUCGAGUUUGAUAGGGUAAUCAAGAGUGGUUAUGUGCAGAAGCGCACAACAAAGACAAAGACAUGGCGAACGAUCUACCUCGUGCUUCGGCCAAAUACACUCUCCAUAUACAAAUCGGACAAGGAGGAGAAACUGCGGAGCAAGGUCUACCUGUCAGACCUGACCGCGGUCACGCUAUUAAAAGAUCCCAAGAACAAGCGGCCGAACGUGUUCGGGUUAUUUUCUCCCGCAAAGAACUUCCAUUUCCAGGCGGCGACGCUUCAGGACGCCCAGGAGUGGGUCGAGUUGAUACGGCAGGAUGCGAGGAUAGAAGAAGAGGAGGAAGAGAUGUUUCUGGCGAGCCCGUCCGUCCGCCAACCCCGCCCAUUCUUUCAGGGCAUCGAACCCGACAACGUCGACCCACAACGCACCCUAGCAUCCCCCGAACACUUCUUGUCGAGCUCGCCCGAACCGUUUGAGCCCCCGAUCCGAAAUAUUGCCAAGCCGUCCGUCCGGCGGGCGUCGCACAUGGACUCGUCUGGCCUUUCGGGGGCCGAGUUAGCGAGCCAUUCAGACUUCUCAGACUCUGAUCUCCACCGAGUCCCGGGCGCUUCUUUCGAGAGCCUGGCCGUUCAACAGCCAUUGGGGGCCUCUCCGGGGCCAUCGAGAACUAGUCUCGGGGCUCUAGCCGGCAAUCGAGUUAGCGGAACGCAUCAGGAUACAGACCACCCAGAUCGUGUGAUUUGGCAAGGCUGGAUGUGGUUCCACCGCAGCAAGGGCGGCGUACGGCAAUGGAAGAAAUCAUGGGGCGUGUUGCGGCCCAGGAACUUCAUCCUCUACAAGGACGAUGCUGAGUCGUCCGUUCUGUUCCUGCUCUACAUGGGGUCCAUUGUCAACGUGGUUGAAACGGACUCCAAGAGCCGCACCAAGAAGCACUGCUUGCAGAUCAUCACGGACGAGAAGAGCUACCGUUUCUCCACCCACGACGAGGAAGCGCUCGUGCGGUGUUUGGGGGCGUUCAAGAGCCUGCUAGCCAAGCGGCGGGAACGAGAAGCCAAGGCGGCAGUGGUCCCCAAUACCGCAACGACGGCAACGACAGCCGCAACAGCAGCGCCCACGACGACAACAACAUCCGGAACCACCACGGCAACAACCACGGCCACGACAACCGGAGCCAUCCCUAUUCCAUCAAACGCAUAA